AUGUCUAAAACGUUAACCAAAACGAAACACGUGCUGGUCAGGUGUUGGAAAGAGUUUAGCGAAAAUAGUUCGAUAAAUGCCUUGCGGUAUCCUUUCAACGGUCAACUGCCGAAAAUAGAACAGUUCUGGUGGAGAAAAUCAAUCGUCAGUUUCUUGGUCGCAUACUGUUUCGUCAUCGUGACACUGUACUUCAAGUGGGUUAUGAACCCAGUGGUAGUAACCUACACCCGUACGAUGCAUCCGCUUUGGGAGCUUCCAUUUCCAGCCGUUACAAUUUGUCCGAUGACCAAAGUUAGGGUUGAAGAGGUUAAUCUGACGGAUGUUUUGGUUCGCGUGCGAAGAGGAGAAACGUUCGAUGAAUAUGAAAGUAUGAAACUCUACACAUUGUCCCAAGUGUGCCCAUUCAUGUGGAUGUGGUACAAACAAAAGACACCCGCUAACAAAACUUCAUCACAAGUAUUACAAAAUAUGUCUCUUUCUAUAAAUGAUCUAUUUUUGAACUGCUAUUGGAAAAACAUUAAGUGGCCCUGCUACGAGAUAUUAGCUCCCACUAUGACAGAGAAUGGAGUGUGUUACACAUUCAACCAGAUUUCUUCAGAUCAAUUGCUGCGAAAAGAAAACAUUAAUUUGGAAAGUGUUGUUACCAACUCAUGGUUACCAUCUGAUUGGAACAUGGAAACAGGGUAUGGGGAUAAUGCUGGAGUAGACAGCUACCCGUUUCGACCACUUGCGAAGGGAUAUCAUUCAGGUUUGGCAAUCGUUUUGAAAACCAGGCAAAUGGACACUGAAUAUUUGUGUGAAGGACCCAACAAGGGAUUUAAAGUUUCAAUACACCCUCCAGACGAGUAUUGGACCAUGUCUAACAGAUUUUUUAGAUUACCCUUUCAGCAAGCGCUACUGCUCACAGUAGAUCCAAAAUUGACAACUAUUUCGCAAGAUUUAAAGAAACAUCAUCACACUAGGCGACAAUGCUACUUCAACGAUGAACGUUACCUGAAAUUUUUCAAAAUCUAUAAUACCAAUAACUGCCUAUUCGAAUGCUUUGCUAACCUUACGGAUUCUUUUUGUCAUUGCGACCAAAUCACACGACUUAGAGGCUUGAAUACAACGGUUUGCGUGGGAGAGCUUAAAGAUUGUCCAGAAAUCAUUCUCCACAAGCAGGAGAGAAGUCACCAAAGUCUCAACGGGAAUGAAGAAUGGAUCGGUCCAUGUGAAUGUUUACCAGCUUGUGCUUACGUGACAUACGAUGUGGAGGUAUCGAGAACUCCGUUCAAUCCCCAUAAGUUGGCUCGAGCUCUCUUCGAUACCAGCGACUUCUACACACACUCACAUGAUUACGCUUUGCUUGCCGUUGGAAUCAAAAGCAAAUGGAUGCUCCCCAUGAAGAGAUGCGAAUUGAUGGACUACGGUGACCUGAUGGCGCAAAUUGGUUGUCUAUUUGGACUGAUGAUGGGAGCCAGCGUGGUCAGUUUGGUGGAGAUCCUAUAUUUUUGCCUGGUGCGGCCGUUGGUUCAGAUACUUAAGAAAUCCGAUACUGCACGCCCUGCAAUACCGUGGGUCAAGUGA
Messenger RNA from Armigeres subalbatus, 1566 nucleotides. RefSeq names its product pickpocket protein 28-like. Gene Ontology annotation, cellular component: plasma membrane. The transcript has 4 exons. Gene Ontology annotation, molecular function: ligand-gated sodium channel activity. Gene Ontology annotation, biological process: sodium ion transmembrane transport. The coding region runs from base 1 to 1566 and encodes 521 amino acids. The record is from RefSeq and is a predicted model, not a curated record. NCBI's taxonomy places the organism in Eukaryota, Metazoa, Arthropoda, Insecta, Diptera, Culicidae.